UACGUCGAUAUGAUUUUCUGACUAGAUCUUCAGCAUUGGUUCAGUACGUAUGUAGUAGCUUGGAUCCAAUUCCGAUCUUCAACUGCUUCGUGUCUUAUUCUUCGUUUUUCAAGACAUGAAAGUAUGACAGUGUUGAUACAAGUUGCGCAGCGUAAAGUUGAUUGAAUAGCACUUAUGCGAGCUAUAACGUGGUGGAAUGUACGGAAGUUUUCAGUGAUUUUGCGAAAAGUUCUCUAGUCCAGAUGAAGCGCUGGCACGGACAAUGGGCAGAAGAGGUGUAAAUAAAGAAAAACCAGUACAGUACUUCAAGCUGAAGGAGGAAAGCUUUUCCUUCAAUUGUACCAACUGUGGAAAUUUGCAGAAUUUUCAGAGCCCAGAGUUAGAAAUGAUACUGGGUAAAUCUUUGAAGAUGGCGUUCCGGCCAAACAAGCAUCAAUAUGGAAACCAGUCCACCAAUGUGGGACAUCUUGCUGAUUCAGAUAAGGAUUCAUCUUCAGAUUGCAAGAGAGGAAUGAUAAAUAACUUGGAGAGUAAUUCACCCACUGAGCUGAAUCAGUCAAAACGCCAUACUGAGAAGCCAUUCCUGAUGAAGCGAUUUGGAAAGGGACUCGUAUCCAAUGUAAGUGACGAGGAAGGAGAUCCCCUUGUCAGUGAAGCAGGAUCGAGCAGUCCAUCCAAUCUUUCGGUAGUCACUGACCAAAGCACUGCAACCCUACGUAUCGAAGAUAAGGGCAGAACUCGUUUCAAACAGAUGAACGAUUGUACGACAAGUGUACAUUCUCCGAGUUACUCGAUUGAAAAUCGAAUAGAAAGCAAUUUACGCAUGGCACCUUGGUACCAGGAAGGCAUUCCCCGCGAGAUUGCGUUGGAGAUUUUGCACCAGGAGCCGAUUGGAUCGUUCAUGGUGCGCAAAAGUACAACAAAAUUAGGAUGUUUUGCACUAAGCGUACGCGUUCCCCGCAGUUUUCAUGCUCGCGGAAUUGCACACUACUUAAUUAUAUACAGCGCUAAAGGAUACCGAAUCAAAGUAACUUCGCUAACUGUUAACUCACAUAGUUACAAGUGCUUCACCUUGGAAACCCGCUUUCAGAACCCGUGCAUCUACUACCAAAUACUGAAUAAUCAGCUAUAAAAUGAGCUGCACAUUUCCACUUGUUUUUCACCACUAUAUCUGGAGAAACCGAUGGAAAGUUAAGUUGUUAACAGCUUUUUACAAAGUUUGUAAGGAAAUGUGGAAAAGCGGCUAUAUUGGAUUUACAACUGGGCACUAAACACUUUUGUCUCUGGGCGUUUAAUUUCCCCCUAAAAAAAUCCGCCAUGACGUUAUUCUAAAAACCUCUUAAAGCAGUAUCUUAUUAUCUUAUAUUAUCCGUUUUAGAGCAGAAUUUUGGAAUUUUGCAACAAAACGACAAUGUAAAUACUCGUAGUUUCUCGGAAAUUUGCAAACUGAAGAAGUACAGUGUUGUUGCCUCACCCAAUGACAAAAUAAUCAUAUUAAUUUCUUAACCGAAUAUCAAUUUACAACUACGAUUAAAUGGAAAAUUACACAACAAUAUUCCAGCUAUGACAAUUUCUAGAAAUUUUCUCUACAUGUCAAAACUUCUGUGCCCCGAUUUAAAAAAAAAUUGUUUUUAUCUGUUUGGUUAUUUAAUUAUUCUCUAAUAAUCUCAUCUUUAUCUGUCACCGGCCACGUUGCAUUAUGGGUGCGCGCCACAAAGCUACUGGUAGAAUGCGUAUCAAAUUAGCAUAUCAGUCUCGCUUUAUUUUGUUUCCAUUCUGGGGGAUUCUGUGACUAAUAGCUAGCAGCCAAAGCUACCGCGAACGGGGUAGAAUUACCCCUUUUUUAAACAAUUUGACUCUCUACCCCCCUUCAAGCAAAUCUACCCCGCUAUACCAAUCAGAGCAAAACUAUAAAAUAAAACCAUGCCAAAAGUGUUAAAACCACUCAAAACUAUCCUAUUUAUAAAACCAGCUUGCGGCUACUACCGGUGUCCGAUUUUUCGGUAUAUCUACCGAUCUGGAGACCGGUAUACCGAAAGCAUGACUUUUCUACCGAUUAUAUGCGAAUAUAAUCAGGCAUAAUGCAGUUUGCGACAUAAUAGUUUUUAAAAGUUGUAACAUUGUUUUUAUAAGCUUUAACACAUAAAGCAACACAAAGCCCUGACUGAUUGUUUCAAAAUAUUAUAAUCAGUUCCGUAAAAUAUGGGAUGCUGUGUGGAAAUUUGUGCUCUUGAUUUCAUGAAUUUUUUUUAAAUAAUGAUUGUCUGCGGUCACUUCCGGUUGCAUCGGAGCAACCACUCAGUUUUCUUCUUUUAAACACAAUGCCCGAUUUUUUGAAUUCUACGUUAUUAUAGGGUAUAUUAUAAUAUACCCUAUAACAAAAGCUUGCAGUUUAUGAGAUAAAAACAAUUUAAUUUAUAAAAAUGGCCGUUUCAGUCUAGGCAAAAAACCCGAACAAUUUUACCAACCAACCGAAAAGGUGACCGAAAGAAGUGAUUAUUUUAGAAAAAAUGCUCACCGACAAAUUCCAUUUAUAAAUUUUCAAUUGCGAGUAUUUCUUUCGUAAAUGGAUAAAAGUCCAUCGUCGGUGUUCCUGUUCGCAAAAUGCGUUAAGAAUUUUUUAACGGUGAUUCUGCAGGUUACGUAAUAAUAUUAAGUCAUGUAGCAAAGAUUCGAAAUCGGAAUAUUUUCCGAGUUACAAGUCAUGAAAAUUUUAAUUUUUGACUUGUUCAGAACACUUUCGCGGGUUCAAUUAAAAAUCGGUACAGAGUUUUAGUUGUCUGUGUAAUCUGUAACUUUCUGGGAAAGCAAUAUUUCUCCACGUUGCCACUGGAUGGCAGUUUAUCUGAAAUCCAAAUUUCAUUUUCCCCAUAACUUUUUUGGCACCCCAAAUAUCGCAAAAAGUAAUGUGGGAUUUUAAGGAUCAAUUCUAGACAAAAAAUAUGCUCUUCACCAGACUCGAAAAACCUCUUCGUUUAGGAGCAAAUCGAGAUCAAAGUUUUUAUCAACUCAGUGUGCUUGGAUUUAAUUGCAAUUCCGAAUCAAAAUCUGGAGUAUCUGAUACUCCAAAUAUAUGCCAAGGCUUAAAGUAGCAA
Molecule: messenger RNA, 3095 nt
Organism: Dendroctonus ponderosae (mountain pine beetle)
Lineage: Eukaryota; Metazoa; Arthropoda; Insecta; Coleoptera; Curculionidae
Exons: 6
Coding region: 263-1132 (289 amino acids)
Source: RefSeq, a predicted model, not a curated record